Limulus polyphemus (Atlantic horseshoe crab) is the source of this 590-nucleotide messenger RNA. RefSeq names its product heat shock protein 83-like. Lineage: Eukaryota; Metazoa; Arthropoda; Merostomata; Xiphosura; Limulidae. Gene Ontology annotation, molecular function: disordered domain specific binding; ATP hydrolysis activity; ATP binding. Bases 141 to 575 code for a protein of 144 amino acids. Gene Ontology annotation, biological process: cellular response to heat; protein folding; protein stabilization. Gene Ontology annotation, cellular component: plasma membrane; perinuclear region of cytoplasm; protein-containing complex. The transcript has 4 exons. The record is from RefSeq and is a predicted model, not a curated record.
AACGUGGAGACAAUGGAAACGUGCAUUGAGUUUCCAGACGAGAAGUUUAGGGUGUAUAGUGUGAAUACUAAAGGAUUUUAGUAUUGUAUAAUUUGUUAUAUAUUGCAGUUAUAUAUUCAAGGACCACACCAGAAGCAAACAUGGAUGUUGACAAUAAUUCAGAAGUUGAAACCUUUGCCUUCCAGGCUGAGAUAGCUCAACUUAUGAGCUUGAUUAUAAAUACCUUCUAUUCAAACAAAGAAAUUUUUCUGAGAGAAUUAAUAUCUAAUUCAUCAGAUGUAAGUAUACAAGAUUUUCAAAUGUCUAUAUCGAAGUUUUCACCAAUGAUAAACAACCUGGGAACUAUUGCUAAAUCUGGCACUAAAGCUUUCAUGGAGGCCUUACAGGCAGGAGCAGAUAUAUCUAUGAUAGGCCAGUUUGGUGUGGGUUUCUACUCUGCCUACCUCAUUGCUGAUAAAGUAACUGUUACAUCCAAACACAACGAUGAUGAACAAUAUACAUGGGAAUCAUCAGCUGGUGGAUCUUUUACAAUAGCUUCUGAUCAUGGUAAGGCAUUAUGUACUAAUGAUUUUUAAAGCUGUAAGAUAUUG